AUGCUUCGGCAGACACUACUCCAGCUGCAUCAGCUUGCGGGCCGCCGCGCCUUCACACAGCAGACAGCAAUGGGCCUGCGCAUGGCGGACAGACUGCAAACGCCCAAACCAGUGCUGCAACAACAGCGUGUCUAUCGACAGCAGGACGGCCUGCCGACACCCAAUACCUAUGCGUCUCUGACUGUGCGUGUAUCGAAUUUGCCUCCGACGGCAACAGCAGCAGAUGUUCGCAGCCGGCUAACCUCAAUAAACUUUGCGUCCAAGAUCCGGUGGGUCCGGUUUGAGUACGACUACACUCUGCGGGCGCUGAACUCGUGCCGCACGCAGUUUGCCGGGUCGACGGUGCGUGCAGAUUUCGUUGCCCUUGACAGUGUCCCGAAUCCGACUGUCAGCCAGUAUUUGGGCGGCGCACAGGGCAGGCUUGUGUUUUUAUCUGGGCUGCCACAGUACUCGAACGUGCACUCGGUGCGCGACGUGUUUAAGGAGUAUGACCUGGUAGACACGUCGCUCCCGGCGGUGCAGCAGGCGCCGCAGAUGGGCAAGACCUUCCUGACGCGCAAGGGCGCUUUCAUAAUGCAGUUUGCCACGCCCGCAGAGGCCCGCCGGUUCGUCCGUGAUGUCCAUUUGACCGAGUUCAGGGCCAAAAGCGACGAAUCUGAGACAGAUGCAACCGACGACAGCAAGGUGCAGCCAGCAAAAUAUCUCAUGAAGGCACUCCUGAUCCAAUAG
Linderina pennispora is the source of this 729-nucleotide messenger RNA. RefSeq lists its product as uncharacterized. Bases 1 to 729 code for a protein of 242 amino acids. The transcript is spliced from 3 exons. Gene Ontology annotation, molecular function: nucleic acid binding. Lineage: Eukaryota; Fungi; Kickxellomycota; Kickxellomycetes; Kickxellales; Kickxellaceae. The record is from RefSeq and is a predicted model, not a curated record.